AUUCCACCUUUAACAAUAAUAUCACCUCCCAAAAUAUAGAUGGAGCUGAAUAAACCGGUUCUGACCGGUCUAAAUGUUCUUUUCAGUGUUCAUGGAUCGGCUCGGUUUGCUUAAGAAGACUUGUCUACGGUUGGCUAAUCGGUACGGAACUAGUCUCAUCCGCAGGAGAUCGGUGGGAUCUUUCGUGUCGAACAGACAGCUAAACAGAGCAUAAACCCUACGACCCAAAAACAAAGAGAAGAAACGACCACAAAAUCUCGUUUAGGUUUUCUCGGGCUCUUCUUCUUCCCGCGGAGAAAUGACAGAUUCAGGGCAUGAGAUCGGAAUCAGAUGCCAUCAUUGCGCAGGCCCUCUUACGAAAAAUUUGGAAACCAGUGAAUGGACUGUAGCUCCGUUCAUCAGGGAUAGCUUUUCUAUGAUUGGAUCAGCUGUUGGUGGUACUGCAAGUGCAUUCAUUGGAUUCAACCAUGCAAUGCCAAUUGUACGCAAGUGGAUAAAAGGGCCCAUGUGGUUGCAUUUUCUUGUUGGGGUAAGUGGCACUGUACCAGCACUGGCACAGCUCGCUUCAUCUUCAUACAGAGCAGCAAUCCAUUCGUCUCGGCCACCAGAGGCACAAGAGAAAAACAAAAUGCACAAGUCUACGACUUCUCCUCUGUAAACACAUACUGACACAGCACAAACUCUCUCUCUCUCUCUCUUUUGUUCUUUCCUUUUCUCCAUUUUGUAUGUCAGUCUUUUGUUUGAGAGAGAGCUUCUUGGUGUAAAUGUUUCUAUUUCAUACAACUCUCUGUUGCUAAAGAAAUCUUUGGCCAUGUCAAGGGCUUUAUGGUUUUGUGUCCAUGGAUCCUUCUCGGCACGCGUAAACAGAAAGCUCCAUUCACAUGUGGAUUCGUAAUGUAGGGAUCAUUUAUGUCGUUUCAGGAGUUGUGGGGUUUGUCAACAAUAUUUAAGUAGUUCUGGCUCUGUUUUGUUAUAUAUCUCUUUACUUGAGGGUAGUCUUGGAAUUUCAGGAUAAGAUGGGGUUAGGGUUUUGACGAAAGGCAAUAUAAAAGUGGAGCAAGUAAGAUGCACAAAGCUUCAAACUACUUGAUCUUAUCUGAGCUGAGAAAAAGGUUUUUAGGGUUUAGGGCUCUGACCUCUUCCGAUCUUCACCAACGAGCAACCCCAUCUCCUUCCUUUCGAGGGUUAUGGCCGGCGGCUCCGGUGACGGAAAGGUUUCGAUGCCUUUUUCCUUAUUUUCCCUUUGUUUUCUGCGAUGAAGACUGCUUGCUCCCUGAGCGCACGAUUAAUCGGCGCAGUGAUGGCUUUUGCGAGCUUUAACUCCCACCCAAAAAAAUAUGUGUUUAAAUUUUUGAUUUGAUUCAAUGUUUUCUCUUCUGGGUUUUUGUUUUUGCUCCCUUUGAUCGCUGAUACAAAUUUGUCGAUUCUGGUUUUCUUCAUUAGCAAAUUCUUUUCUCCUUUGUUUUCGUUUCAAUCUGAAUUGAGAUCCGUCUCACAGUUACAGUGUGUUGUUUUUCUUUGUAGCCUGCAAUACAGAAUAUGAUUCCGUUGGUCUAUAAGUAGACAAAGUUGCCUAUUGCUUCUGUUUAUAGAUUCGUAGACACUCUCUCGAUUGAAACAAAGUGUCUGAAGAUUUAGCCUUUAUGUUAUAGUGGCAUACUGAAUCAUUAUAGGUCAGAAACAUUUGGUUAACAUUACGAUUAGAUCCAUGUAAGCGUUAUAGAAGAACCUAAUAGAAUCUGGUCAUGUUUAAUUCCGGGAAGAAGAUGAGAAGCUUAUAUUCAAGCAGCAGCUUAGUGUUUCCCAUUUAUGGCUUCGUCUCCUAAUCUGUCUUCUUUCAUUGUCAUUGCAAGAACUAUUAAGUAUUUCUGAUCCCAGAGCUGUGCGGCUUCUUCUGAGGGAUCUCAGUGCCAGUUCCAAUGUUUCAGGCACUAGCAGCGGCUGCUCCAUUGCUCCAAUGGCGUUUGAGCAAACAGGACAAGGCGGUUCUCGGGUUUCAGCAGUUGGGGUCACUUUGUCUAAACACUCAACAUGGAAGACGUGAUGGCAAGGGAAAACACCAGCGGCUGGCAUGUCUCCACAUCUCAAUAUCUUAUAAGAGCACCAAGGCGAUUUCUGAGAUAAGAGCUUUUUGCAAACCCCGCAUCUCUGGUUUAUCACUGAACCUGGUGGAGAUCUCUGGGUUUCUACUUCUGCUUCAUUGGACCUUUCCACAUCUAGCACCAUGCCAUUGCUACUUGUGCUGUUGUUACUCGGGUUUGGUGAUGCUUCCUCUUCUGGCGAGUUCUGAUGGUUUCUUGUAGGCAUCAUAGAGCUGGAUUCAGGAUUUGUGGAUGAGUCUUCUUGCGAAUGGUCAGGUUCAGGAUUCUCACAGUCUGAAACUGGGUUGCAGAAGAGUCGAGGGUAAGAGCAAGGAGUAAGUCUUAAAGGCUGCUUGCCUGGACUCUCCCAUGUGGCAGAUGACGGUGGGUGAGACAGCAAAGACCUAAAACUCGGCGAGAUAGCUGUACAUGCUUGGUCAAAACCUCUCUCCUGUGACAAAUAAGAUCAAAGAGAUGAAACCAUGAGAAGCUCAUCACGUUUGAAGAUUAAAGACAGUGUAAAGACGAUCAACUUACCUCAUUCAACCAUUGAGGCUUUGAGCUGUUCGAUCUCGGUACACUUUCAACACGGCAGGUUUUGUGUUCAUUGCCACCAGAAGCUGACGAGUUUGAAGCCCAUCUUGGUGAUUGCUGAAAACAGGAUUCCAGACUUGUACUUUGUCUACUUCUGCUCGAGUAGAAUGCAAAGCCGUGACUCUCGUCGCUCAUAUCCUGUUGCAAUCCAUCUCUAGUAUAUCCAGCAGGCGAGUAGCUGAGAUUUGUCCGCCAUUGCAGGGCAUAAUCCUGACCCGAUGAAGGAACAUCCCUUCCUCUGUGGGGUGGUGAUUUUGAUGUUACCAGUGGCCUUGAGGCCACAACACAACAGAGUGCACCCGUUUUGAGCUCUGUUUUAUUCUCACCGCCUUCUUCAAGUCCGAAAACAAUGGUGACUGCCAAAAGGAAGUAAUCUUCUCACAGAUUGUGAGUUGACAUUCUCAAGGUCAAGACAGAUAGACUUCGUGCACCAAGAAGGAGGAUGUUAGAUAUAACCAAUGGUCUUUUGUAACUUGUAAACAUGUAGAAAGCUUGAGUUGAUUGUAAUCUUACCUUUAUAAUAAAUGAAAUUCUUUUGCGCACAGCUAAAAUCCCCGAGCUUUAGUGAUUAAAUCCCCCAACUCGUAGCUAAGUUCCUCUCAAACACCAAUCCGGCUCUGCAACGAAGAGAAGACCAGUAGUAAAAUGGAAUCAGCAAUGUUGAAUUCGCAACUAGAGCGCCUUUUAGAAGAGAGAACUUCAAUUUGGAAAGUGAUAAACUGGGUUUGAGGAAGAAAUACUGUAAUCUGGGAAUUUCGAUGGCGAAGGGGAGAGAGGUUUUGUAGAAUCGAUGGCGAAAAAGCGGCGAGCAGAGAGUACGCAAGAGCGCCCUUCUCUUUUGAAAUGAGAGAGAGAGAGAGAGACGAGGACUUCUACUUCGAUGAGAU
Molecule: messenger RNA, 3562 nt
Organism: Thlaspi arvense
Lineage: Eukaryota; Viridiplantae; Streptophyta; Magnoliopsida; Brassicales; Brassicaceae
Source: the annotation of a GenBank genome assembly